AUGCAUCAUAAGUUAUUAGGACUGAACAAUUUCUGAUUACCACGGCUCUUCUCAGUUCAAGACCCAAAACCCUAAAAUAUCCCUUCCCUUAAACCCCACCUACCACCACCGUCUCCGCCGCCAUGCAGACCUCCUUAAUCUCCCCACCACCAGGCACCACCACCACGACCGUCACAAGCACCACCAACACCGUCAAAACCCUUUUUCCCUCACAUAUCCCACUCCAUUCUAGACGCCACACCUUCUCCCUCCGCGCCGCCUCCCCUUCAACAGAAACAGUGCCGCCGCCACCGCAGACCGUCACCGUUUCUGACCCAUCUCACAAGCUCAACAAGUACAGCUCUCGCAUCACCGAACCCAAGUCCCAGGGCGGUUCUCAGGCCAUCUUGUACGGCGUUGGCCUCUCUGACGAAGACAUGAGCAAGCCCCAGAUAGGCAUUUCGUCAGUUUGGUAUGAGGGGAACACUUGUAACAUGCAUUUGUUAGGGCUAGCUGAGGCUGUGAAGGAAGGGGUUAGAGAGGCUGGCAUGGUUGGGUUCAGGUUCAACACAAUUGGGGUCAGUGAUGCCAUAUCAAUGGGGACUAGAGGAAUGUGCUUUAGUCUUCAAUCAAGGGACUUGAUUGCUGAUAGUAUUGAGACUGUCAUGUCUGCUCAGUGGUAUGAUGGAAAUAUUUCUAUCCCUGGCUGUGACAAAAAUAUGCCGGGUACUAUCAUGGCAAUGGGACGGCUGAACCGGCCAAGUAUCAUGAUUUAUGGUGGAACUAUCAAGCCUGGUCAUUUUCAAGGCCAUACAUUCGACAUAAUAUCUGCCUUUCAGGUUUAUGGAGAGUAUGUAGGCGGUUCUAUUACUGAUGAACAGAGGAUGAAUGUAGUUCGUAAUUCCUGUCCUGGAGCAGGGGCUUGUGGUGGAAUGUAUACAGCAAAUACCAUGGCUUCUGCUAUUGAGGCAAUGGGAAUGUCACUUCCUUACAGCUCUUCGACACCUGCUGAAGACCCUUUGAAGUUGGAUGAGUGCCGCUUAGCUGGAAAAUAUCUUCUAGAGUUGAUAAAGUUGGACUUGAAACCACGAGAUAUCAUUACUCCAAAAUCACUACGUAAUGCAAUGGUUAUUGUCAUGGCACUGGGCGGAUCCACCAAUGCUGUCUUACAUUUAAUUGCUAUUGCAAGGUCUGUUGGUUUGGAUUUAACACUUGAUGAUUUUCAAAAGGUUAGCGAUGAGGUUCCAUUCCUUGCAGAUCUUAAGCCUAGUGGCAAGUAUGUCAUGGAGGAUGUACACAAGAUUGGAGGAACACCUGCAAUCAUUCGCUAUCUCUUGGAGCUUGGAUUCUUAGAUGGGGAUUGCAUGACUGUCACGGGGAAGACACUAGCUGAUAAUGCAAAGCUAUUCCCUUCUUUGGCUGAAGGUCAGCAAAUAAUAAGACCGUUGACAAAUCCCAUCAAGCAAACUGGGCACAUCCAAAUAUUAUAUGGCAAUCUUGCACCAGAAGGUUCCGUAGCAAAAAUUACAGGAAAAGAAGGGCUAUACUUCUCUGGUCCUGCUCUUGUCUUUGAAGGAGAGGAAUCUAUGAUAGCAGCUAUCACGGAAGAUCCUACGACUUUUAAGGGAAAGGUAGUUGUUAUUAGAGGAGAGGGACCUAAGGGGGGUCCGGGCAUGGCUGAAAUGCUGACACCAACAAGUGCAAUAAUGGGAGCAGGUCUUGGGAAGAAUGUUGCAUUGUUGACUGAUGGAAGAUUCUCAGGAGGUUCACACGGAUAUGUUGUUGGCCACGUAUGCCCUGAAGCACAGGAAGGUGGUCCAAUUGGUCUAGUCAAAAAUGGAGACAUCAUCACAAUAGAUAUUCGUGAGAGAAGAAUGGACGUUCAUUUAACAGAUCAGGAGAUGGCCGAGCGAAGGAUGAAGUGGAGUCCCCCUGCAUACAAGGCUGACCGAGGAGUUUUGUACAAGUACAUCAAGAACGUGCAGUCAGCUUCAAAGGGAUGUGUGACUGAUGAAUAGUAGAGUUCGAAUUUGUUAGGAAGGUAUAGAGUGAAUCUACAAGCCCGACUUAUUACAAGCCACAAUUCGGGCGCCUUGUUGCGGCUCUUUAGGGUAACUUUAUGGUUGUUCCUUCCCCUGCAAUAAGUUAUGUUCAUUGCGUUGAAGUUGAUUAGAUUGUACAUUUUCUGUACAAGUUUUCAUUGAAAGAGUUCCAUGGAUUUUUGGCUUUAUAAUAAAUCAAAUCUGAAAAAGAAUAUAUAUAUAUAUUGAUUAAUUAAA
Messenger RNA from Cornus florida, 2258 nucleotides. RefSeq names its product dihydroxy-acid dehydratase, chloroplastic. Gene Ontology annotation, molecular function: dihydroxy-acid dehydratase activity. Bases 123 to 1997 code for a protein of 624 amino acids. Gene Ontology annotation, biological process: branched-chain amino acid biosynthetic process. NCBI's taxonomy places the organism in Eukaryota, Viridiplantae, Streptophyta, Magnoliopsida, Cornales, Cornaceae. Gene Ontology annotation, cellular component: chloroplast stroma. The transcript is spliced from 14 exons. The record is from RefSeq and is a predicted model, not a curated record.